UCCUCGUCUCAUUCAACCCUAACCGCAUAAAUAGUGUUCCGCCGUCUCCUUCCUCUUCCUCUUCCUCUUCCUCCUUCCUAGGGUUUCCCAGACCCUAGACGCCUUUAAUGGAGCACUCGAAGCGGAAGCGCGGCCGUAAGACCAAGAAGGCCGUCGCCGAGACCAUGGACUUCCAGAUGGCUGCAUCCGGUGCUCCUUCGCCGUCCGCCCUCGACGAGCCGCAAGAGAUCCCCGACUCUGCUUCCCCCAAGCCCCGUCGCGGAAGGGGCCGGCCCAAGAAGGCCACACGCCGCCAAAACCUUGCCCCCGCUGACUCUCCCGCCUCCUCCCCCAUCCGACGGGGCUCCCAGGUCGUCGCCAUCAACGGCGAGCACGGCGAGUCUGGUCUCGCCGUGGUCUCCCUCGAUCCGCCACCGCGGUGGGACCAGGUGGUGAGAGUCGUGCCCUCCAUGGACGCGGUCGUCAAGGUAUUCUGCGUGCACACGGAGCCAAACUUCUCGCUGCCGUGGCAGCGGAAGCGGCAGUACAGCUCGAGCAGCAGCGGGUUCAUCAUUGGAGGCAGACGAGUGCUGACCAAUGCCCACUCGGUCGAGCACUACACCCAGGUGAAGCUAAAGAAGCGUGGGUCUGAUACAAAGUACGUUGCUACUGUGUUGGCGAUCGGGACUGAGUGUGAUAUCGCUAUGCUGACUGUCGACAAUGAUGAAUUCUGGGAAGGCGUCUCUCCAGUGGAAUUUGGUUCCUUGCCAGCUCUUCAAGAUGCUGUUACUGUUGUAGGAUAUCCAAUUGGUGGAGACACAAUAUCUGUCACUAGUGGUGUUGUAUCACGCAUGGAAAUACUAUCCUAUGUCCAUGGUUCUACAGAGCUUUUAGGUCUACAGAUAGAUGCAGCCAUAAACUCAGGAAAUUCGGGUGGCCCUGCUUUCAAUGAUAAGGGAAAAUGUGUAGGUAUAGCAUUUCAGUCCCUCAAACAUGAAGAUGUGGAGAAUAUAGGUUAUGUCAUACCUACGCCUGUCAUUAUGCACUUCAUUAAUGACUAUGAAAAGUCAGGAGAAUAUACAGGAUUUCCUAUGCUUGGAAUUGAGUGGCAGAAGAUGGAAAAUCCUGAUCUGCGCAAAGCAAUGGAAAUGAAACCUGACCAAAAGGGUGUGCGUGUGAGAAGAAUAGAACCUACUGGACCAGAAUUUGAGUUUCUGAAGUCAUCUGACAUUAUCUUGAGCUUUGAUGGAGUUGAUAUAGCUAAUGAUGGAACUGUUCCAUUCAGGCAUGGUGAGCGCAUUGCGUUUAGUUAUCUUGUUUCUCAGAAGUACACCGGAGAGAAUGCUUUGGUCAAAGUCUUGCGUGAUUCAAAAGUUUAUGAAUUUAACAUAAAGCUUGCGACACACAAGAGGCUCAUUCCAGCUCACAUUAAGGGAAAACCCCCCUCAUAUUAUAUAAUUGCUGGCUUUGUGUUUACGGCUAUAUCUGUUCCAUAUCUUCGGUCUGAGUAUGGGAAGGACUAUGAAUACGAUGCACCAGUGAAAUUGCUGGACAAGCUUUUGCACACAAUGGCACACUCACAUGAUGAGCAGCUUGUGGUGAUAUCCCAGGUGCUAGUGGCAGAUGUUAAUAUUGGUUAUGAAGAUAUUGUCAACACUCAGGUAAUGGCUUUUAAUGGUAAACCUGUUAAAAAUCUGAGAACCUUGGCAAACAUGGUUGAAAAUUGCAGCGAGGAGUUUUUGAAGUUUGAUCUCGAGUACCAGCAGAUAGUAGUCCUCCAGACAAAAACUGCAAAGGCUGCGACACCAGAUAUCCUUGCAACACACUGCAUACCCUCUGCAGUAUCCGAAGAUUUGACGUCGUGAAGGGAAGGAAGGUAGCUGAAGACGUUAUUGAGCGUUAUAUUUCUGUGGAAGCCACAGAUGUUGGGCAUCAGUUAAUUAUAUGCUAUGGGAAGAUGUGUUGUUUUUACCAUAAUUGCCAAAAUUCUAGUGUAGCUAUCACACAGCAUGCCGUGUUGUCGUACAAUGUUCCACAGGAGAUGCAUGUUUAAAUCACUUAUGUAGAGUUUUUGGUAGAGCAAAACUGUCAGGUUUUCUUAUUCGUUCCAGAUGUAACCGUGAUAUAGCGCUACAGGGAAUCUGCUUUAGUAGUGACGUGUCCACCUAAUCAAUUUAAAAGUUAGAACCGUGUUAAA
Messenger RNA from Musa acuminata subsp. malaccensis (wild Malaysian banana), 2176 nucleotides. RefSeq names its product protease Do-like 9. Gene Ontology annotation, biological process: proteolysis. Gene Ontology annotation, molecular function: protein binding; serine-type endopeptidase activity. The record is from RefSeq and is a predicted model, not a curated record. Lineage: Eukaryota; Viridiplantae; Streptophyta; Magnoliopsida; Zingiberales; Musaceae.